Messenger RNA from Eurytemora carolleeae, 1069 nucleotides. RefSeq names its product cyclic AMP-responsive element-binding protein. The coding region runs from base 319 to 741 and encodes 140 amino acids. Gene Ontology annotation, cellular component: transcription regulator complex; nucleus. NCBI's taxonomy places the organism in Eukaryota, Metazoa, Arthropoda, Copepoda, Calanoida, Temoridae. The transcript has 7 exons. The record is from RefSeq and is a predicted model, not a curated record. Gene Ontology annotation, molecular function: DNA-binding transcription factor activity, RNA polymerase II-specific; RNA polymerase II cis-regulatory region sequence-specific DNA binding. Gene Ontology annotation, biological process: regulation of transcription by RNA polymerase II.
CAGGUUUCUGGUUCACAAUUGUUCCAAACAUCUAAGCAAGUUCUGAUCAUUAGCGGAGGCGGUUCCACCUUCCCCUCCCCAUCCACCACCUUUCCCUCCCCUUCCACCACCUUCCCCACCACCCUCUCCUCCUCCUCCUCAUCCUCAUCCUUACUCCAACCUCUCACACUUCUUAAUCCUCAUAAAGUAGAACGUGAGGAUGCAGUGAAGAGAAGAGAACUUCUGGCCCGCCAGCCUUCCUACUGUAAAAUAUUAAAUGAUCUUAAGGAGACUGAAUCGUCUGGUUCUGAAGACUCCCUAGACCAUAAGAGUAUAAUCAUGAAGGGGGAGAGCGUAGAACUCGUUGAGUCUAACUCAGCCUCACAUGGUCAAACUGUUGUUAUAAACGGGCAACAGUAUCAGAUAGUUUCACCUUCAGCCAUGGACAGUGUUAUCAGUUUGCACACAGGCUCAGGUGGUAACCAGUUUACAAGUUCAAAUGGUGGGACGGUAUUUCUCCCCUCCGCGACCUCUCCUGGACUCUCCGGGCCGGGCAGUUCGCCUGGUAGUCAGGCUGAAGAGCAGGCUAGGAAGAGGGAGGUGAGGUUAAUGAAGAACAGGGAGGCUGCCAGAGAGUGCAGGAACAAGAAGAAAGAGUACAUUAAGUGUCUGGAGAACCGAGUAGCUGUACUAGAGAACCAGAAUAAAGCUUUAAUAGAAGAAUUAAAGUCUUUAAAAGAACUUUAUAAGUCACAAAACUGAACAGUUAUACUACACACAUCUCCCUUCCACAUGCUCUAGUUGUAUAUUAAUGUCAAUUUCUAGGGAGGAUUCAUUUUUUUAUAUAUUCACAAGAAAACCAUAAUGAUGAUUUAUAUGUAAACCCACAUUCAAUCUAUAAAAUUAUUUUGGUUAUUAUGGUACUUUUUCUUUUUUAAUCUAACAAAACAAAUUGCCUUUCCUUAUAAGGAUUUUGUUUUUUGCAUGUAUUUUUUUUAAAGGCAGAGUCCUUACUUCUUGCACAAAGUUUGCCCAAACCUCACCUUUUGAUUAAAAAAUCUAAAUUAAGAAAUAUAAUUAUUUUGAUGAA